GCGCGUUAGAUCUGUUGAAUUGAAAUAAAGUAUGCUAUCCAAGGAAACUCAUUUUAAAUCUUAUGGUUAUUCUGUAGAUAUUUAUUAAGUAACGUUAUCUUUUGUUUAGUUUUAGUAAAUUCUAAGAGGUCAUUCCGACCUUUUGCUCGAGUCUUAACGAGGAUGUUCCUUUUAAUUACGGAAGUAAAUAGAUUGUUAAAUUUGGCUGCUAGCAUAAAACAAUAUGUAAAUGCUCCAACUUCACAUAUGACACUAAGAAAGAGGCGAGGACGUCCAAGGAAAGUUGAUGUUCUGUCUUCGUCAUCCACUUCAGUACCAUUUUUAAGUUCGAAAAUAGAAGAAUAUGAAAAUAUUUUAAUUUGUGCAAGGGAACAUGUUAAUGAGUUGGAUAAAAUAGUCGUGGAAACAAUAUCCGAUCCUGUUUCUCGACCAAAAACAUGCACUCAUUUGACAACUUCCAACAUUUCAAUUUGUCAAGGAAUUCCGGGAAGUUCUCAUCAAUUUUGUACUUGCGGAUUGUUUCUUACUGAUGAUGCUCCUUGUUCUUGCCGCAAAGGACUAUCUUAUUCUUAUGCGUCAACACCCGAAAAUCAACGAGAGUUUGCUCCAGCGAUGCAAGCAAAUGAACCAAUUGCAGGUCCCAGUUCUUUUUGUUAUCCUUCCAUUAAGGUGGAGAAAGUUGAUGUGGAUUCGGAUACAUCGUUUUGAUUAUUAUUAUUUAACAAACACAAAUCUUUUAUGUAAUUCUUAGGUACACCAUUUAAAAUCAUUAUCAAUAAUUAAUAAUUAGUUUUUGUUAUAAAACCUUAUAGAAUAUGUAUGUUUGGACAAAAAUAAAUUUUAUUGUU
Leptopilina boulardi is the source of this 848-nucleotide messenger RNA. RefSeq lists its product as uncharacterized. The record is from RefSeq and is a predicted model, not a curated record. Bases 163 to 708 code for a protein of 181 amino acids. Lineage: Eukaryota; Metazoa; Arthropoda; Insecta; Hymenoptera; Figitidae. The transcript is spliced from 2 exons.